CAUAUAUCUCCUACUUACCAAAGUCCUCCAUUUCCAAAUGUCAACACAACUUUGCACCAAAAAGCCAAAAAAAAUCAGUGAGAAAAUAACAAUGGAAACUCGAAUUGGCAAUUCUCUUAGCCUCCUUCUGCAAGACCCUAAUGACCUCAAAACUGACUUCAACUCCCUCUUCAACAAUCUCAACACUUCCCUUUUAUCUACCCCAAUUACAACUUUACACCACAAGAAUACCAAAUCAAGAACCCAUUUCUUCUGUCCCAAAUUCAAGUUUUCCUCAACUUCUGUCUCAAUUGAAGCACAAAUCAAGAACCCCACUUCCAAUUUUCUUAAACCUGCCAAUAGGGACUCCCCAAAAGUUCAGGUUUUAUUCAAGAAUCUUUCUGUUGUUGAAAGAGCACUUAUUGGUGCAGCUUCUGGAGGCAUUGCUGGUGCAUUUACAUAUGUGUGUCUUCAUCCACUUGACACUAUUAAAACUAAGCUCCAAACUAAAGGGGCAUCUGAGAUUUACAGUGGAACAAUUGAUGCAUUUGUCAAGACUUUUCAAAGUAAGGGGAUUCUUGGGUUUUACAGUGGUGUUUCUGCUGUAAUUGUUGGUUCCACUGCUUCUUCUGCUGUGUAUUUUGGGACUUGUGAGUUUGGUAAGUCAAUCUUGUCUAAAUUCCCACAAUACCCUUCUGUGCUUAUCCCACCAACAGCUGGUGCAAUGGGGAAUAUAGUGUCAUCUGCUAUAAUGGUACCAAAGGAAUUGAUUACUCAGAGAAUGCAAGCUGGUGCUAAAGGGAGGUCUUGGCAGGUGUUAAUGAGAAUCUUGGAAAAAGAUGGAAUCUUGGGAUUGUAUUCUGGAUAUACUGUUACAUUGUUGAGGAAUUUGCCUGCUGGGGUCUUGAGUUAUUCAUCGUUCGAGUACUUGAAAGCUGCAGUAUUGAGUAAUACGAAAAGGGAACGUUUGGAGCCUUUUCAGAGUGUUUGUUGUGGGGCAUUGGCUGGUGCAAUAUCAGCUUCAAUAACAACACCUUUGGAUGUGGUGAAAACUAGGUUGAUGACUCAAGUUGUUCAUUCUGAAGCUGCUAAUAAGGCUGCUGCAGCAAUGGUUACUGGCGUCUCGGCUACUGUUAAACAGAUAUUGAAAGAAGAAGGGUGGGUUGGUUUUACAAGGGGAAUGGGUCCUAGAGUACUACAUAGUGCUUGUUUCUCAGCUCUCGGCUACUUCGCGUUUGAGACAGCUAGGCUUACAAUUCUGGAUCAGUAUCUGAAGCAUAAGGAGCUUGAGAGUUUGGCUUCUGCAGAUGCGGCACAAGCCGAUUAGAGCGUAUGACUAUGGUUCUUUCUUAAAUGCAGUUGCCAAAACCUUUGAUGCAUCGAACGAAGCACUGGCCCUGUUUGGCAAUUGGCACUUCUAUCUUCAGCUACCCAUGCCUGUCAAUUCUAAUCUCCUUGUCGGCAGCAAGAAUCCUACCUUGUAAUUUUUGUAACUAGUUCAGAGGCUAAGCUAUUUUAAGUCGAUGAGUAGGAUACCAUAAAUAAGUUUUUCCUUCUAGGUAUGGGCUAAUAGUUGUGCUCCUCAGACUACAAGGGAUGGUUUUAUCAGCUAGUUUCUUGUAUGAAUUCAACAAUGAUUUUCUUGGAGUGAGUCUCUACCAUUUGUUUUUGGCUUCAGCAAUGCAUGUAUUGCAGGUUCUUGAUCCGAA
This is a messenger RNA of Nicotiana attenuata, 1688 nucleotides long. RefSeq names its product protein MITOFERRINLIKE 1, chloroplastic. The record is from RefSeq and is a predicted model, not a curated record. The transcript is spliced from 2 exons. Lineage: Eukaryota; Viridiplantae; Streptophyta; Magnoliopsida; Solanales; Solanaceae. Bases 38 to 1306 code for a protein of 422 amino acids. Gene Ontology annotation, molecular function: S-adenosyl-L-methionine transmembrane transporter activity. Gene Ontology annotation, cellular component: mitochondrial inner membrane.